Drosophila innubila is the source of this 708-nucleotide messenger RNA. It is a transcript of the gene fd19B, whose product is annotated as fork head domain transcription factor slp1. Gene Ontology annotation, biological process: regulation of transcription by RNA polymerase II. Gene Ontology annotation, molecular function: DNA-binding transcription factor activity; sequence-specific double-stranded DNA binding. Gene Ontology annotation, cellular component: nucleus. NCBI's taxonomy places the organism in Eukaryota, Metazoa, Arthropoda, Insecta, Diptera, Drosophilidae. The transcript has 2 exons. The record is from RefSeq and is a predicted model, not a curated record. Bases 1 to 708 code for a protein of 235 amino acids.
AUGGAUACAUCACCUGUUUUUCAGUCAAGUUUCUCGAUCAGAUCGUUACUCUCGAAGGACAAACGUGAGAAGGGACAUGAGUAUUAUCUCAGCUCGAGUCCGAGUGAUUCGUGCAACAGCUCCGAGGAUGCCUCCUCCGAUGAUGGCACUACAAAUACCACGAAUCCAUCAACUUCUGGCAACAACAACAAUAACAAUGACAAGUCGGAUGCCAAGCCAGCUUUUACGUACAGUGCUCUAAUUGUGAUGGCCAUUAGGAGAAGUCCAGAGAAGCGUCUAACGUUGAGUGGCAUCUGCAAAUGGAUAGCUGAUAAUUUUGCUUAUUAUCAGAAUCACAAAAGUGUUUGGCAAAAUUCCAUACGUCACAAUCUUAGUUUGAAUCCGUGUUUUGUGCGUGUUCCACGUGCUUUGGAUGAUCCAGGACGUGGCCACUAUUGGGCAUUGGAUCCGUAUGCGGAGGAUUUAACAAUUGGCGAGACAACGGGACGCUUGAGACGCAGCAGCAACAACCACAGCAACACACUUAUCGGACGCUCAAAGGCAGCGGCAGCUUUGCAGGGACAUGUCAAAGUUAAAUCAAUCAAUACUCCGCACUAUCACAUCAUCAUCAUCAUCAUCAUCAUCACAGUCAUCAUGAGCAUCAUUGAGACGUCUUUGGCUUUAAAUGCGCCGCUGACAUUGUCACGAAGUGCUCAAAGUCACAAUUAG